Messenger RNA from Oncorhynchus nerka (sockeye salmon), 676 nucleotides. It is a transcript of the gene gtf3c6, whose product is annotated as general transcription factor IIIC, polypeptide 6, alpha. Gene Ontology annotation, cellular component: transcription factor TFIIIC complex. The transcript is spliced from 6 exons. Lineage: Eukaryota; Metazoa; Chordata; Actinopteri; Salmoniformes; Salmonidae. Bases 85 to 564 code for a protein of 159 amino acids. The record is from RefSeq and is a predicted model, not a curated record. Gene Ontology annotation, biological process: transcription by RNA polymerase III.
AGUACUUAGUUAUUAUUGCCUGUUUCACAGCGGUGUGGGUCUUUGUUUAUUAUUCCCGGCAGUUUCUUAUCAAGCAUCGUGAAUAUGGAAGACGAAUGGGAGGAGGAGGAGCAGUUGGUUGUGGUUGAGCUCUCUGGUAUAAUUAACUCAGAUUUUUUGACCAAGUGUCAGGGAACCUGCAAGAUACUGGACAUUGACAGUGAGCAGCCAAUGAUGCAGGUGGGAAGAUACGUGUUUGCGGGAGAGUAUGACGAUGCCUUGGGCACCUGUGUGCUCUUCGAGGAGGGACAGUCAAGUGGGGCAGACCCUGAAGCCAGUCCAGAGCUGAGCUAUAAGUGCCACACCGUUAAGAGACUGAUGAUGCAGAGAACCUUCCUUGCUGAGAAAAAGGAAGGAGACAACAGCUCAGGUUACACACACAGAGACUUUCAGUUUCAGCCACUGAGUGACGGAAUGUCCCCAGCCAGACUGGACUCACUCUCUCACUUCAUCCAGAACCCAAAGAGGACCUCCAAGCCAGCAGGGGAAGGGGGAGCACACACGAUGGGGCAGAAGACUGGGUAGAGGGGUCAGGCAGGACACUGUCAGCAACUCCAUUAAUUAGGUUUUACCUCUGAUUUGUAAUUAUAUUUUUGUACUGUGUAUGUUGUUGAAAUAAAUAUGACGCUUUCUAGAA